AUGGAAUUUACUUUCACCUUAAAGUUUUUACAGGGUAGUGUGGUCCCUAUUGUCACCACACAAGCCACUGCUUUGGGCACACCUUUGAACGCCGAACUAGCCACUCCCCCUGAAGUUACCCAAACGGUAGUUCAACCACCACAACAACAACAACGUGGUCGUGGUGUGGGACGCGGACGACGUAAUUGGCGAAGUGGAUAUCGAGGGUGGCGGGAUGUUAACCGCGAAUGGCAAGGUGAUAAUCGCAGAUGGUAA
This is a messenger RNA of Macrosiphum euphorbiae (potato aphid), 255 nucleotides long. The record is from the annotation of a GenBank genome assembly. Lineage: Eukaryota; Metazoa; Arthropoda; Insecta; Hemiptera; Aphididae.